Messenger RNA from Papilio machaon (common yellow swallowtail), 2495 nucleotides. Its product is annotated as monocarboxylate transporter 14. The record is from RefSeq and is a predicted model, not a curated record. The transcript has 6 exons. Gene Ontology annotation, molecular function: monocarboxylic acid transmembrane transporter activity. NCBI's taxonomy places the organism in Eukaryota, Metazoa, Arthropoda, Insecta, Lepidoptera, Papilionidae. Gene Ontology annotation, biological process: transmembrane transport; monocarboxylic acid transport. The coding region runs from base 180 to 2474 and encodes 764 amino acids.
CGUGGUUGUGGAAACACAUAUGUUUUAAAUAUGUAGUUAGUUACUACGUGAACAAAAUCGUGGUUUGCUGUUUAUUUUUUCACUUAACAAAUAAGGACUUACGUUAAAAGGAAUAAAGUUCAGUAUACAACAUUCGAUUCCUUGACAAAGUUGUAUUAUGUUAUAAGUAAAUAAAUAAAAUGGAAAAUAACAAAAUAGAUGUGACCAAUGAAAACGAAUGUACAAAAACAAACGCUUCAAGCGACUUGAAUAAAAUAAAUUCAUUGAAAUCAGAAAACAAAAGCGAGAUAACUGCACAUUACACAAAAAAUGAGGAAUCAGCGAUGGUUGAUAGAGUUACGUUUGAAGGAUUAGAAGAUGUUGAUAGUAUUUAUUCUGAUGAUAUAAACAAUAAGAAAUUACCACCAAUACCGGACGGUGGUUGGGGAUGGGUGGUCGUAGUUGCAGCAUUCCUAAUAUCAGCUUGUGCUGAUGGUUUGGCAUUCUCCUUUGGUUUACUGCACGAGGAAUUUACUUCAUACUUCGAAACUACGCAAUCGAAAACAUCUUUGAUAGGAAGUUUAUUUAUAGCGACUCCUUUGCUCGCAGGACCGAUAAUGAGUGCGUUGGUCGACAGAUAUGGUUGCCGUACUAUGACCAUGAUUGCUGGUUUACUUUCUACUAUUGGAUUCCUGUUAGCAUCCAUCAGUAAUUCUGUGGAGGUGUUGUGCUUGACGUUUGGGUUUCUGAGCGGUCUAGCAAUGGGUAUUUUGUAUGUAACUGCUGUUGUAGCCGUCGCAUUCUGGUUUGAUAAGCGACGUAAUCUGGCGGUUUCUCUCGCUUCUUGCGGGAUCGGUUUCGGAACUUUAAUUUAUUCUCCGCUUACUCAUUAUUUACUGGAAGCUUAUGAUUGGAGGAAUACUGUUGUUUUACUCGCUGGUACUUUGUUGAAUAUGUGUGUGUGUGGUGCGUUAAUGAGAGAUCCUGAAUGGUUAACUAUUAAGCAAGAAAGAGAAAGAAGACUGUCUAAACCUAGGUCUGGCCGCUCUCCUAGUGUCGGAUCUAUGUCAUCUAGAUCUAUAGGAGGUGAAUCACUGUUCUUAACUCCGGAAGAAAUAAAAGAUUUAUUAAAAAGUGGACAGAGUCCUGAUUAUAUUUUAGCCACGCUUACUACAAGUAUUGCGGAAGCACAGAAAUUAGAAGAAACGACACAAUUCAACGCUGAACAGGGUUAUAAAAGAAUACAUUCAGAUAUACAUCUACCAACAUUUAUAGCGCAAAAUGAAAAGGUCCCAGUUGAAGUUAUUGAAAAAUUAAUGAGUAACAAGAGAUUGUACAAUAUAAUACUGCAAAACUAUCCAGAUUUAAUUACAAGACGACGUUCUGAAGAGAAUCUUUAUAUCGAAGGAUCGGAGCUCGUUAAAAACGAACCGGCACAAUUGCCUGUUUCUGUUACAAUUAAAAUGCCUAAUAAAUACGAAUCAGAGAUAAAUAAAGAGGAGAAAAACACAGAACGUAAGGAAAAGUUGAAUAAUCAAAAUAGUAUUGACAAAGACGCUAAAAUCAAUACGAACAUAGAUAAUAACAUCGAUAAAAAAACAAAACCUAAAGUACCAGUACAACAGACGAAUUGGCUGUCAAGGCAGAUUUCUAUGGACCAUCAUUACUUAAGGGAUAUGCCUUUAUACAGGAACACUAUAAUGCAUAGAGGCGCUAUGAUGAAUAUACCUAGAUAUAAGCUAAGAGCCUCCUCUUUGCCAGAUAUUUACAGGAAUUCUAUGUGGUCUCUUGGCUCAGCAUCCGACGAUGGAAUGAAAUGGUAUCAAAGACUAUGGCAGACUACGAAAUCGACUUUCGACUUUAGAAUGUUCACAGAAUUCCACUUCUUAAUGUUCAACCUAUCUUCUCUUAUCCUCUCCGUGUGGUUCAUAGUCCCCUACUUCUUUCUCAAGUCCUACAUGACUUCUAGAAGUAUGACAGGAGGAGCAGAAAUGAUCAGUAUCAUUGGUAUUGCGAGCAGCAUUGGAAUUGUUGCUCUAGGUUGGGCAGGAGACCAGCCCUGGAUAAAUGUCACCAAGACGUACGCCGUGUGCUUGAUCAUAUGUGGUCUUUCAGUCGGUCUCUAUCCUCUCUUUAUAACCAACUAUUGGGCCCUGGCGAUCAUCUCCGCGAUCUUCGGGUUAUCCUUCGCUAGUUCCUACUCGUAUACUCCGGCUAUUCUAAUGGAAUUGAUGCCGAUAGACCAUUUCACUGUUGCAUAUGGCCUGAUACUUCUCAGUCAGGGUAUUGGGCAUUUAGUUGGACCUCCGAUUGGUGGUAUGCUGUACGAUCUCACAGGCAGUUGGGACUUGACAUUUUACGCGGCCGGUCUCUGGCUCAUCAUAUCGGGUCUGUUUGUGGGUGUCAUACCGUACACGAGGGACAUGCGGAUGUGUGGCACAGCUCCGCUCUUUAAGGAAGCCGAGGAAGCGAGAAAGGAAAACGUUGAUGUCUGAAUUUACUAUGAAAUUUAUAAU